Colletotrichum paranaense is the source of this 1368-nucleotide messenger RNA. RefSeq names its product FAD binding domain-containing protein. The transcript is spliced from 4 exons. Gene Ontology annotation, molecular function: FAD binding. NCBI's taxonomy places the organism in Eukaryota, Fungi, Ascomycota, Sordariomycetes, Glomerellales, Glomerellaceae. The record is from RefSeq and is a predicted model, not a curated record. Bases 1 to 1368 code for a protein of 455 amino acids.
AUGGGUAUCAAAAUCGUCAUUGUAGGCGGCAGUGUCGCUGGCCUUUCUCUUGCCAAUAUGCUGGAGAGAUUCGACAUCGAAUACACGAUUCUCGAAGCGUAUCCUGAGAUUGCGCCCCAAGUCGGAGCUAGCAUCGGCUUACUUCCCAACGGCCUGCGCAUCCUGGAUCAACUAGGCUGCUAUGAGCGACUCCGAGAGGCUGCUGGAAACUACUACCACAGGGUGACCUUCCGCGAUGCGAAUGGGAAACCAAACUCAUCAGCUCCUGGACCUACUAUUUCAGAAAGAAUGGAGAAACACGCCGGAUACGCGUCUUUAUGGUUAGAUAGACAGAUGUUACUUCAAAUCCUGUACGACAACUUGAAACAAAAGGACAAAGUCCUUACGAGCAAGCGUGUAGUCCACGUGGAAACCAGCUCUACAGGAGUUUUGGUCACCACGGAGGAUGGAUCGACACAUACCGGCGAUAUCCUGGUCGGCGGUGAUGGAGUUCAUAUCGUACAAUCGAGCAUGAAGUGCAUCUUCGGAAUUUCUAAGCAACCAGUAAACUUCCCGCCUGGUGCUACUCAGCAGAGCACGUUCUUCCGAGGCCAUCUAUACCUGGUCAUAUCCGCACCGGGAGACCGGGUGUAUUGGUUCCUGUUCCACGAAUUAGGAGAGACAAAAUUCGGAAAAGACAUUCCUAAAUUCUCUAAGGAGGAUGAGUUCUUGCUGUCGACACAACAUCGACAUGAUCACAUCACAGAAGAACUGACGUUCGGGGAUCUCUACGACAACCGUAUCAAGUCUACCUUGGUCCCGUUGGAGGAACAUGUGUUCAGGCGAUGGCAUUUCCAGAGGAUUCUUAUCAUUGGUGAUGCGGCAACCAAGGUUCAUCCGAUCUCAGCUCAAGGAGGAAACGGUGCGAUUGAGGCGGCAGCGAAUCUUGUCAACGCCCUCACGCGUAGCGAGAUUCCAACCUCUCCAGACCUCCAACCUGAAUUCAUCGAAAAGGCGCUAAGUGAAGUAUGCGCGAUUCGAUAUGAACGGGCCUCCAGCAUGAUGAAGAAGGGUCGUCGAGAUGGCGCAUUCCUCUGCCAACAGCCGCCGUUUUCAGGGCUUAUUAUACAUUACGUCUUACCCUGGCUCGGGGAUGACCUCUUCUUCAAAGAAAUUCUCAAGCAGUCUCUUGCUGGUCCACAUAUAGAGAAGCUCCCCGCACCGGAAAGACCCCAUACGACGCCUUACAAUGACGAGUUGCCUGCAAUUUCUUCUAGGUACUCCUUGUUUGGUUGGAAUACCGGGACGCUCUUAGUGGUGACUCUUGGUGUGUCUCUAUACCUAGUUCAAAGUGCUGGACGGUUGGUAUGGGUGCCCAAAACCCGCUAG